This is a messenger RNA of Panicum virgatum (switchgrass), 2010 nucleotides long. Its product is annotated as isochorismate synthase 2, chloroplastic-like. Gene Ontology annotation, biological process: phylloquinone biosynthetic process. Gene Ontology annotation, cellular component: plastid. The transcript is spliced from 14 exons. The record is from RefSeq and is a predicted model, not a curated record. Lineage: Eukaryota; Viridiplantae; Streptophyta; Magnoliopsida; Poales; Poaceae. Bases 103 to 1779 code for a protein of 558 amino acids. Gene Ontology annotation, molecular function: isochorismate synthase activity.
GUGCGCGCGCAGUGCAAGUCGCCCCUGCCCCUGCUCCCCGGCCUCCUCUACCUCACACCGGACGCGACGUCGCGGCCGUGCCACUGGCGCGCGCGCGCGCCGAUGUCGCCGCCGUCUUCCUCGCUCUACUCCCCCGGCCGGCUCCGCCCGGCGCCCGCGGCCACGGUGGGGAGGUGGGCGCGCGUGUCGUGCUCGCUGCCCAUGAACGGCUACGCGCCGGGCGCCGGGGACCGCGGCGCGGUGCGCGUGCGCGAGGCGCGGGCGCUGCCGGCAGCGGCCGCGCCGCAGGACGCCGUGGGCCAGCUCAGGGCCGCCGUGGGCGCGCUCGCAGCCGGUGCGCUGCCGCCCGCGCCCUCCGGCAUCAUCCGCAUCGAGGUGCCCGUCAGGCAGCGGGUGGACGCCGUCGAGUGGCUGCACGCGCAGAGCGCGCUGCCGCGCUGCUUCUUCUCGGCGCGGGCGCCGUCGCCCGGCACGCCCGCCCUCGCCGCCGGCAACGGCAACGGCGGCCUGGGCGGUCGGCGGAAGGAGCCGGUGAGCGUCGCGGGCGUGGGCUCGGCGGUCUUCUUCCGCGGGACCGACCCCUUCUCCCUCGCUGAUUGGCGCGCAAUCAAGAGGUUUCUUUCAAAGGACUGUCCACUGAUUCGUGCAUAUGGCGCCAUCCGUUUCGACGCAACGAGCGAUGUUUCGGUUGAAUGGGAGGACUAUGGCUCAUUUUACUUCAUUAUUCCUCAAGUUGAGUUCAAUGAGCUUGAGGAGAGCUCGGUCCUUGCGACGACCAUCGCAUGGGACGAUUCGCUUUCUUGGACAUGGAAAAACGCUGUGGACGAUCUCCAAUCAUUGUUGCAGAAGAUAUCACCUUGUUCUGUAGAAGUAAACACGUCCAGCCUGCACACAACCAUCAUGAGUCUAAAUCAUGUCCCAACCAAGGCAUCUUGGGAUCUUGCAGUUACUAAAGCUCUUCAGAUGAUCAAAGAGAGGGAAAGAGAGUUGGUAAAGGUUGUACUGGCAAGGUGUAGCAGAUACAUUACUGAUACUUGUAUUGAUCCUGUGGAACUGCUAGCUUGCUUGAAGGUCGAGGGCCAAAAUGCUUAUCAAUUCUGCAUACAGCCAUCAGAUGCUCCUGCGUUUGUUGGAAAUAGUCCAGAGCAACUAUUUCACCGGAAAUACUUGAACAUUUCCAGUGAGGCUUUAGCUGGUACUCGAGCAAGGGGAAAAACAAGAGCGGAUGACUUUCAAAUCGGUCAGGAUUUACUUCUAAGUAGCAAAGAGGAUAUUGAAUUUACUAUAGUGCGGGACAGCAUAAAGAAGAAGCUGGAGAUGGUAUGUGAUGAGGUGGUUGUCUAUCCCAGCAAGGCUCUUCGGAAACUUCCAAGAGUACAGCAUUUGUCAGCACAGUUAGCUGCGAGAAUAAGGAACGAAGAUGACGAGUUUGAGAUUCUAAAUACUCUUCAUCCAAGUCCAGCUGUUUGUGGUUUACCCACUGAAGAGGCACGCCAUUUUAUACGAGAUUAUGAAAUUUUUGACCGUGGAAUGUAUGCUGGUCCUGUUGGUUGGUUUGGAGGAGCUGAAAGUGAGUUUGCUGUCGGGAUUAGGUCAGCGUUGCUCGGAAAAGGUCACAGCACUUUAGUGUACGCCGGUGCAGGGAUCGUUGAAGGUACAAAUCCAUCUUUUGAAUGGGAUGAACUUGAUCUCAAAGCAUCUCAGUUUGCAAAGUUGUUGCAGUACCAAGAACAACAUAUUCGCUACCAAGAAGCUGAAAAUAUGGGAACAGUGAUAUGAAUAGAGAAGUAGUAACUAGUAAGUCAUCACAAAGUUCAGCAUCCAUUUUAGCUAGUUAUUGCACACUUACUUGUUUGAUAGUAAACUAGAAGGAAUUCAAUUGAAAUUGUGUAAUUAUGGAAUUCAGAACAGCAGUAGUGCUGAAAAUACAUUGAUUUAAUUAGCACGUGAAUGUAACAGAAUAUAUUUAUAGCAUAAACUUCCUGUCAAUUGAAACAUCCCAAAUUACUC